UUGGGAUGCUUUAGACCCGUAUCCGGAGGGCUUCAAGAUUUGGGUCCAAUUUCUCCACCUCUUCUUGCUGUUCCUUCCGUCUUCCAUUCUCCUCCACCUUCCUCCUUGCCACUAAGUUCAUCUUCCCGUCUUAGAAUGACGACUGACAUGAACCCGCCGCCGCCCCGGAACCCUAAAACCGCCGCGGUUGUAACCCAGGAACCUCAUGCUUCAAACUUAGAUGAAGUUUCGACCUCAAACUCUACUCAAACUUCAAUGAAACCCCCACUUCUAAGCAAUUCGGAUUCAGAUUCGGAUUCAUCCAAACAAUUCGAUCAACAGAAGUCCCAAUCACAACCUUUUAUUUCUCAAAGUGAUUCAGAACCUACUAGUGAUUCAGAACCUACUAGUGUCAAUGCCCAAAAAGACUCCAACUUGAGUUUAAUGAAACCUCCACCUCCAAAAUUCCUUAGCAAGUCGAACUCGGAUAAAAUUGGUGCUGAACAUGAACAAAGUGCCAAUUCUCAAGAUGACUCCAGCUCUGUGUCCCGAAGUAACGACACCAAUGAAGACAAAAAGCAAGAACAACGAUCAGCUGCUUCGGUUCCGUACACGAUUCCGACCUGGAGUGGGCGUCCGUGUCAUCGGUUUUAUCUUGAAGUGCUUAAAGAUGGAUCGAUCAUUGAUAAAUUUGAUGUGCACAAGAAGGGGGCGUACAUGUUUGGGCGUGUUGAUCUUUGUGAUUUUGUUCUUGAACACCCGACCAUCUCUCGCUUUCACGCUGUUUUACAGUUCAAGGGAAACGGCAAUGCUUAUGUUUAUGACCUUGGUAGUACACACGGGACAUUUGUUAAUAAAAAAGAGGUGACAAAGAGAGUUUUUGUGGAUCUCCAUGUUGGUGAUGUCCUUCGAUUUGGACAAUCAUCACGAUUAUACAUAUUUCAAGGACCAACUGACUUGAUGCCACCGGAAGCUGACCUGAAGAGGGUAAGACAAGCGAAGAUCCGGGAAGAGAUGCAUGACAUGGAAUCAUCACUUCUCCGUGCAAAACUGGAAGCAUCUCGUGCAGAUGGGAUCUCAUGGGGAAUGCGUGAUGAUGCUAUUGAGGAGAACGAGGAUGAAGUUGACGAAAUAACUUGGCAAACUUACAAGGGACAGCUUACAGAGAAGCAGGAAAAAACACGUGAAAAAGUUGUGAAAAGACUUGAAAAGAUUGCUCAUAUGAAAAAAGAGAUAGAUGCUAUUCGGGCCAAGGAUAUUUCUCAAGGUGGAUUGACACAGGGACAACAAACUCAAAUUGCUCGUAAUGAACAGAGGAUAUCACAGAUAGUGGAAGAGCUUGAAAACUUGGAAGAGACUUUAAAUGAGAGUAUACGGGAAAGUCUUGGUGCACGCACUGGAAGGACAUCCAAUGGAAAGAAAAAGGAGCCUGAAGAAGAGGAGUUUUCAAGUGAGGAGGAUGAAUUCUAUGAUCGCACACAGAAGCCUUCAAAGAGAAAAGUUGGCGAAAAUCAAUCAAUUGAGACAGCUGAUUCUCUUCUUGAUAAGAAGGAUGCCAUUGUCAGGGAAAUGGAAGACAAGAGAAAAUUAUUUCUUGAUGAAAAGGAUGGUACAGGUCAGGAAAGUGCAGUUGAAGCUGGAGAUGAACUAGAUGCUUACAUGUCUGGCCUUUCAUCUCAGCUAGCUCUGGAGAAGGAGGAAAAGCUUCACAAGGAACUCGCUACUCUCCAGACGGAGUUGGACAGGGUACUUUACUUGCUUAAGAUUGCUGAUCCUACUGGUGAGGCUGCUAAAAAGAGGGAGCUGAAAGUACAAGAACCAAAGACCAAUAUGACCAAAACUGUUGCAACUGCUGCCCGUCAGCAGCCUCCACCCGAGCAGAACAAAAAAGAUAGAGCAGAACCUAAGGUUUUAAUGGAGAAACAGGAUACUAUUGAUGCGAACUCUUCAUUCAGUCAAGAAACAAAGAAGGAGAUUGUGGCUGAUGCAGCUGGUGGUAAAAAUGUUGUGUACAUUGCUAGUAAGCCCCAAUGGCUUGGUGCUGUAGAUGAAAAGAAAAAACAAGAGAAAGUUAUUGAACGACAGACAGAACUGCAAGACAAUGAUCAAUUUGUUGACUACAAAGACAGGAAUAAAGUUUUGGUAAAACCAGAUGCUACACAGUUGACUGCUGACUCUGGAAUUGAAAGUGCAGCUCCUGGACUAAUAAUAAGGAAGCGCAAGCAAGUUGAGAAGUCUGAUGUUACUGAAGUCAAACAUUCUCAAGAAUCCACUGGAGCUGAUUUACAAGCAGAAGAUGCGGUAGCUCUGCUGUUGAAACAUUCUCAAAGAUACCAUAGUACUGAUGAUGAAGUGGAAUCCAGCGGAGGUGAUGUAUCACAUGAAAGUCAAACGAGGAAGGAAAAGAAAAAAAAGCAAAAGAAGGUUCUUGGUCCAGACAGACCAUCAUUUCUGAAGAGUGAGAAGGAUUACAAUUCUUGGGUUCCUCCUGAAGGGCAAUCAGGUGACGGACGCACCUCACUGAAUGAUCGUCUUGGUUACUGAAUGGUAGAGAUUUUGAUCGUUUGACACAUAACUAACUAUGGGAUGGGGUAGCUCGGCUUACAGAUUGCUGAUGGAUCAUGUAACUAAAUAGCAUUUACAGCUUGGUUUGAGAUCUCAUCUUGCGAAAAUCCUUCACAGGGACAUCUGAGCGAGAACAUUUGUUGUUUGAAGAGAAGAAAAGAAAUAGAAAACGUGAAGAUACAAGAGCUGGAUUAUGAUCCCAUUCUCCCACUCUUGCUCCUGUACCUUCUGUUAACAAGAACCUGACACCUUCCUGAUUGAAUUGUAUAUAGAGAUUGACUCGGAAAGGAUAGAGAUAAUGAGAAAAUGUGCUUGUAAUGCAAUGCUUUGUGCCCGCUCCAAAAAAGCUCAUAAGUGAUUUUGUGUAGCAUGAUACAAGUCGAUUUUAUUUUUGUAUAAUGUGUUCGACAACCAAUUAAUCAAGAUUUUCAAUGCACGAAGG
This is a messenger RNA of Solanum lycopersicum (tomato), 2986 nucleotides long. RefSeq lists its product as uncharacterized. Lineage: Eukaryota; Viridiplantae; Streptophyta; Magnoliopsida; Solanales; Solanaceae. Gene Ontology annotation, molecular function: mRNA binding; protein binding. The record is from RefSeq and is a predicted model, not a curated record.